Molecule: messenger RNA, 422 nt
Organism: Dioscorea cayenensis subsp. rotundata (Guinea yam)
Lineage: Eukaryota; Viridiplantae; Streptophyta; Magnoliopsida; Dioscoreales; Dioscoreaceae
Exons: 2
Source: RefSeq, a predicted model, not a curated record
UUUUUACUCCGAAACACCACCAACAUUGGUUCUAAGUAUGGAAAAACAAUCAAAAAGGGAGUUAUACCCUUCUCCUCCAUUGAUGAGAGUAGGUUCUCAGUGAAGGAUGAGCUGAGGUGUUUUCCAUUUUUCACAGCAAAGAACUCUCGAGGAAUUCUCCGGCGGAGGACAAAACUGCUCUGUCGAAAGUGCGGGGCAAUAAUCGGUAUUGCUUAUAAUAUUGCUUCAUCUCAAGUGACUUCUGAUAUCACCUUAAGCUCUAGUUCUUCGAAUGAAGUUCGAAAAAAGUAUAGUAUCAGGAUCAGUGCCUUGCAGCCUUCUUCCUCUGAUGAAUCAGGUUGUUUAAUUUGAUAAAUUGAGUGAUUAGCAGUAAGCUGAAAGAGAGUGGGAGCAUGGAGUGUAUAUGAAGAUGGUUAGUGGUG